Molecule: messenger RNA, 561 nt
Organism: Leptopilina heterotoma
Lineage: Eukaryota; Metazoa; Arthropoda; Insecta; Hymenoptera; Figitidae
Product: odorant receptor 82a-like
Exons: 4
Coding region: 1-561 (186 amino acids)
Biological process (GO): detection of chemical stimulus involved in sensory perception of smell; sensory perception of smell
Cellular component (GO): plasma membrane
Molecular function (GO): olfactory receptor activity; odorant binding
Source: RefSeq, a predicted model, not a curated record
AUGCUGAUACAAAUUUGCUCCCAAUUGGAUAUAAUAGUCUACCGUCUGCAGAGUCUACCAUUAUUGUACAGAGAUGAUACGAAGUCUCUUGUAUUCAGUAAAAAGGAAGCUAGAAUUAUCAAGAAAUGUGUUGUAUUUAAUUACAGGUUUUGUAGCGACUUGAACAAUAUCUUUGGUAUUGUACUCGGUUUUCAAUUCUUUGGAUUCGUGUCAAACAUUUGUACCCUAAUAUUUAUUUUAUCGACGAAGCAUGAAAUUAAUGACAAGGUUGUUAUACAGAGUAUCACAUUGACGACUGUUCUAUUCCAAUUAUUUCUCUAUUGUCAUUUUGGAAACGAGGUCAUGGUAAAAAGUUUGAAAGUAGCUAACGUUAUGAAUAUGAUGGAUUGGACAGUGCUGAGUAGGAGCACACAACACCAUCUUCUGUUAAUUUCUGUACGCGCAAGUCGUCCAAUAAUUCUGAUGAGUGGAUCAAUUAUUCCAAUAACGUACGAUACUUUCCUCUCGAUAUUAAGAACAUCUUAUGCAGCUUACAAUUUAUUGAUGACAAUAAAUGCCUAA